Molecule: messenger RNA, 3661 nt
Organism: Gigantopelta aegis
Lineage: Eukaryota; Metazoa; Mollusca; Gastropoda; Neomphalida; Peltospiridae
Product: dnaJ homolog subfamily C member 10-like
Exons: 16
Coding region: 198-2294 (698 amino acids)
Molecular function (GO): GTP binding
Source: RefSeq, a predicted model, not a curated record
GAAUACUUCCUUCCGGAGUGAACAUGUCGACUGCUCAAAUUUUGGAAUCACAUUUAUUUUGUUUUUAUUAUUGUUACUGUUAAGCUACAACGUGAACAAGAAUAUAGCCUAGGAUAAAUGUAUGUGAACUAGGAAGCCAUAACAACUUGGAGGAGACGUUUAUUAAACGUGAUUGUGGGGAUUUAAUAUUUUGCAACAUGAAGUACUUUUCGUUUGAUGUGUACAUGCAGAUCUAUUCCAGUUCUAACUACAUCCAUUUUGUGAGGGACUUGUUUCUCAUUGCGGUGGUAUUAUUUGACUGCUGUGUUGCCGGGGGUGAUGAUUAUUAUGAGCUCCUUGGUGUGCCGAGGUCAGCCUCAAGCAAAGACAUUAGAAAAGCAUUCAAGCAGAUGGCUGUAAAACACCACCCAGACAAGAACAAGGAUGAUCCCAAAGCCCACGAAAAGUUUUUAAAAUACAGCCGCGCAUACGAGGUUUUAAAAGAUGAAGACUUGCGUAAGAAGUACGACAAGUAUGGGGAGGAUGGACUGAAGGACGACCACGAGCAGGGCCGGCACUAUGAGAGCUGGCAGUGGUACCAGGAGAACUUCGGUAUCUAUGACGACGACCCAGAGAUUAUCACACUGAGCAGGUCAGAUUUUGGUUUUUCUCCAGAACAAGGGGGACAGUUGACCCCCUCCCCCUGCCCCCUGUUGCCAGAUGAAUGCCGGAUAUGGUAUCAGUGUGGAUACACAUAUGUCAGCUGUUUGUCCAGUAUCAGUGUGGAUACACAGAUGUCAGCUGUUUGUCCAGUAUCAGUGUGGAUACACAAAUGUCAGCUGUUUGUCCAGUAUCAGUGUGGAUACACAAAUGUUAGCUGUUUGUCCAGUAUCAUUGUGGAUGCACAAAUGUUAGCUGUUUGUCCAGUGACGUAUCAGUGUGGAUACACAAAUGUUAGCUGUUUGUCCAGUAUCAGUGUUAGCUGUUUGUCCAGUAUCAGUGUGGAUACACAGAUGUUAGCUGUUUGUCCAGUAUCAGUGUGGAUACACAAAUGUUAUCUGUUUGUCCAGUAUCAGUGUGGAUACACAGAUGUUAGCUGUUUGUCCAGUAUCAGUGUGGAUACACAUAUCGCGCUUAAAGAGAUCAGGAUCGUUAUGUUGGGAAAACCUGGCAGCGGGAAAAGCACUACAGGAAAUUCUAUAUUGGGAUCUAAUGACUUUAAGAACAGUUGUUCGUCUAAAGGUCAAGCAAGAAAAUGUUCCAAGGCCAGAAGGGAACACGACGACAGGAGCGUCACAGCGGUUGAUACCCUCGGUUUUUGUGAUACUAGGAGAAGUGAAAGCGACAUUGCGAACGAAUGGUGUCCUCCUUGUAUGAGGUUACUGCCGGAAUUUAGAAAAGCUGCAAAGUCGUUUGGUGAACGAGUCAACUUUGGCACCGUCGACUGCACGAUCCACAGGAACCUGUGCAAUGUUUACAACAUCCAUUCAUACCCGACGACUAUUAUGUACAACCAGAGUACGCCACAUCACUAUCAGGGACACCACAGUGCCGACCACAUUGUCGAGUUUCUUAAGGACACUCUCAGUCCGCCGGUGCUGUCUCUCAACAUGGCCAGUUUCGGUCGGGAGGUCGUUGAUAAAAACGUGGAUGAUGUCUGGCUCAUCGACUUCUACGCGCCGUGGUGCGGGCCGUGUCAGCAGCUAGCCCCAGAGUGGAGCAGACUCGCCAAGAUGGUGAAGAACACGAAGAACAUCCAUGUGGCCAAGGUUGACUGUGUGCAGAACCACGACCUGUGUGCGCAGCAGAACGUCAACUCAUACCCCAGCAUGCGACUCUACCCCUCUGGCUCGACAGGAACUGGCACAUUCUUCGUCUACAAUGGAUGGCACCGAGAUGCCCAUGCUCUGCGUGCUUGGGCCUACGAGUUCCUGCCGAGUAAAGUGCACGCACUGACGUCAAGCGAUUUCCAAACGAUUCUGCAUGGACGAGAGCCGUGGAUUGUCGACUUCUACGCACCGUGGUGUGAUCACUGUCAGGUGUUCCGGCCUGAGUUUGAGCGGGUUGCGGAGAACAUAGAAGGAAUAGCGAAAGCUGGUAAAGUAAACUGUGAUGAGGAGCAGUGGGCUUGUCAGCAGGCUGGGAUCCGCGCCUUCCCCUCUGUGCGCUUCUACUCUGGUACUCACAGUGACCAAUCACCACAGGAUGCGUAUGGGUGGGAUAUCAACAGUCAGAAUGCAGAGGCCAUCAUCAGUUAUGUAAAAACGAAUUCCCAGAAAAAGAUCAAACAGUCGGGCGACCACGAUGAAUUGUGAUGAAGAGCUGCAGUAGGAAACGUCCGUGGUCUUCACGGUUACAGGAAUAUUUCUCUCACGUCAUACUGUCUUUCAUCUACAAGAGACGUCGUCGCUCUCGCACCUGUCUCAGUUUUAGUCCAAGCAGAAGUUACAGAUGGGAAAAAGUGAAGUGUGGACGUCUUGGACAUGUGUACUUCGGUUUUACCAACUUAGACGCUAUUUCCGCAAAUCAUUUCUUUCUGCCACAGUUCAUGGGUUUGUGGUUUGUGUAGAAAACAUUUUGUUUGUUAAAAAAUUUGAUUUGUGACAGAUGCACCACAGACACUAUUUCCGCAAAUCAUUUCUUUCUGCCACAGUUUAUGGGUUUGUGGUUUGUGUAGAAAACAUUUUGUUUGUUAAAUUUUAUUUGUGACAGAUGCACCACAGACACUAUUUCUGCAAAUCAUUUCUUUCUGCAAACAGUUCAUGAGUUUGUGGGUUGUGCAUGUAGGGAACAUUUUGUUUGUUAAAAUUUUGAAUUUGUCACAGAUGCUAAUCCUUUGAACAUUUAUCAGCAACUUUCCAUUUUAUUGCCUAUACCGCAUACGAGAGCUAUCAGCUGAGCCAUAAAUUACUGGAGACUUUUUGCUCUGUUGAUAGCUAGCUCUCGUGUACUGACAAUUCUGCUGAGUUUUUCGCCUUGUGUGGUCAUGAGGAAAAUAUACAGGUAGAUUGUGUUUGUUAUUUUGGGCCACGUGUGGGGAAAAACAUUACCAUGUGUGGGCUAUGUAAACUGAGCUGAAUUCACUGACUGACCAAUGGAAACCGGAAAAUUGCGUCAGAGUGACGUCAUCGUGACAGUCAUAAGAAAACUAACCCAGCACUUAGCUCAUCAUGUGCGGUGGAAUUGUUAUGAGCGUCAGCUGAGCAAAACAUCUCCAGUAACCUUUUUGCUCAGCCAGUAGCUCUUGUCUGCGGUUUUAACGUUUUGAUAUUGAGUGACUGUCUCUGGAAGCUGUACAUUGAACUGCAAUGCGAUAUCAACAAAAUGUCGUAAGUGCCUUUCAGGGAGGUUAUAGUACAAGCAAAAUGUGUUUUCAGUGAGUGUAAGCUACAAGUUAGUUCUUCAGUGAGUGUGAGCUACAAGUUAGUUCACCAGUGAGUGUAAGAUACAAGUUAGUUCUCCAGUGAGUGUAAGAUACAAGUUAGUUCUCCAGUGAGUGUAAGAUACAAGUUAGUUCUCCAGUGAGUGUAAGAUACAAGUUAGUUCUCCAGUGAGUGUAAGAUACAAGUUAGUUCUCCAGUGAGUGUAAGAUACAAGUUAGUUCUCCAGUGAGUGUAAGCUACAAGUUAGUUCACCAGUGAGUGUAAGAUACAAGUUAGUUCUCCAGUGAGUGUAAGAUACA